This is a messenger RNA of Paramecium tetraurelia, 1167 nucleotides long. RefSeq lists its product as uncharacterized. Lineage: Eukaryota; Ciliophora; Oligohymenophorea; Peniculida; Parameciidae. The transcript has 5 exons. Gene Ontology annotation, cellular component: nucleus; cytoplasm. Gene Ontology annotation, biological process: endocytosis; signal transduction; peptidyl-serine phosphorylation. Gene Ontology annotation, molecular function: protein serine/threonine kinase activity. The record is from RefSeq and is a predicted model, not a curated record.
AUGAGUGAUUCGAUAACUGAGUCAAACUCCUUUGAAAGAAAUGCGAAUGCUGUAGUUUUAGAUCAUAAAUAUUUUCUCGUGCGUUUAAUUUACAAGGGCCGAAGUCAUAACUUGUAUUUAGGUAAUUAGUUAGAUCUAAUAGGAAGUGUAGCUUUAAAUAAGGAUGAUCCGAAUAUCUACUAUUUAGUAGAAAUGAAAAGUUAGGAGCAAUACAAUUCCUUUGUUUGUGACGAAAGAAUCAUUAAAAAAAUGCAUGACUGUACUAAUUAUAAAAAUAGUCUUUAAGUGCAAAUCAUUCCAAAGUCAAUACAAUAGGGAAUAUACAAAUUCAAGAAUAUGGAAUAUCGAUACAAUAUAAAGGAAAGAUGUGGACCUUCUCUUAAACUUUGUUUUCAACAUCAAAAUCGAAAGUUUGCUGAUUAAGUGUUUGCUACUCUGGCAAUUGAAGCGAUAUCUGUGUUGGAGAAAAUGCAUUCAGCAUCGAUGGUUCAUUGCUAUUUAAAACCGAAGAAAUUUGUGACUAUGCACAGGGGAGUUUAAUUGCUUUUAACUGACCUAAAGUUUGCCCAAAAAUACAAGUUGAGACAGUUAUUAAACUAGAAUACGAAAAACAAAUUUCAAUACGCUUUAGCAUUAAAUAAAUAUUCAAGUCUAAAUCUGCACCUAGGGAUAAAACCUUGUCCCAGAGAUGAUCUGGAAUCCCUGGCAUAUAUUCUAAUUAACUUUUACGUUGGAGGUCGACUAUUUAAAACAAAGCAGAAGAAAACUAAGAGCGAUAAAAUUAAAGAGGUGGAAUUAUAGAAGAUGAAUCUGAUAAUUGAGAAGGCAUUCCCAUCUCUGCCAAAAGAAAUAAUUUAAUUCUAUUAUCAUGUAAAAUUGUCCAAUAUUGAUUAAUACAAAGUGAUCAACUAUGAUGAACUUAAGGCAUAUUUUUAUAAAAUGAUGCAAAAAAACAACAAUACAACCAACUUAAAAUCUUAUCCAUGGAAUCAAGAGAUGAUUGAACCUCCAAAGCAGAACUCUCUUAGUAGUUUAACUUCGGUGGUUGAAGAUGACGAAAACGAAUCCGAUGAUUCAUUAAUCGAAGAACAGUCAAUUCUGAGUGUUAUAGAGUAGUUGAAACAAAUUACUAAAACUAAAAAACUACUCUCUGAUUUGGAUAAUUGA